Messenger RNA from Nerophis lumbriciformis (worm pipefish), 4325 nucleotides. It is a transcript of the gene pcare1, whose product is annotated as photoreceptor cilium actin regulator 1. Lineage: Eukaryota; Metazoa; Chordata; Actinopteri; Syngnathiformes; Syngnathidae. The record is from RefSeq and is a predicted model, not a curated record.
AGGUACUCAGUGAUGUCUUUCUGAGGACAGCCACACUACAAAACAUUUCAAUAAACAUGGCCAGCAAACUCUGGAUUUACUUUUACAAUCUAUGAAAUGUUAACACAAAUGGAUUUAUCAAUACUCUGGUAUGGUUUUUUCUUCAUCGAAAGAGAAGUCAUCAGAUUCAGCUGUCUCUGCCAUUUGAAGGUAACAGCUACAGGGGGUGGCUAAAGGACCUUGGAUAUUCUCUGCAUCACUUACUCCACCGUUUACCGUUUUGAUGGUAUCGGGGUGAAAAACUUGUAAGCUUACCGUUUGGAAAAUGGGAUGUUCACCAUCCAAAGGUAAUACAUUUGGGACUGCGGGCUCUUUGAAGAGGGGAAGAAUGCUGCCCGCUGUACCUCCAGAGCAGCCUAGAGAAGUCAAUGCCAAUCAUAUUUCUGCUGGAUCUAUUAAAGACAGGAAGUCUAUUGGACAAAAACAGUUAUUUCAAGAGGAUGAACUGCCAUUAUCACAAGAAGGUACACGUGUGACUAUUCCUGCCACAGAGGUAUUAAACCCGAAUACAUUGACAAGUCAAAGAAUAGAUAACAGCAACAUGAUGCAGAAAAACGUAAACAAUGGGGACAAGCAGGAAGUCAUUGAGAAAAAGGCAGGCAAAAAAACAAAGAGGAUUUCAAGAGGUAUGAAAGUGCUGAAAAGGAAAGAUAAAGAGAUGCAGAAAAUUGAUUUCCCAGAACUUCUGGUAAAAGCUCACCAAGCUGCUUAUGCCUUUUUAAACCCUAGCAUAAACAAAUAUGAUGAUGUACUUGAACUGCUGGAAAAAGCAAUGCAAACUCAAGCCUUUCUACAGCCAAUGGUUUCUUUUCUGGCAUUGCGCUAUGAAGAAAUAAUUCAGGUUCUGGAAGAAAUUGUUGAUGAAGGAGAAAAAAUGCUUAAAGAAAAUGGCGAACAUCUUGCUUGGCCAAGUCAAUUGAAAAACCUGUCAUCUUCUGCACCUCUAAAAUCACGCUCUGCUAUAGAGACCCCACCGGAUUUGUUGCAGCAGCUGCUUCAAUACACCACACAGAGAAUGCAGAAUGUGAGCCAGACUGUUGGAGGAAUUGGGGACUCUGCCCUGCAGGAGGCGGUGGAAUACUUCUAUUCUGUCUCAGAACUUUUAGAGGAGAAACUGAAAGUCAAACGUGAAGUUGAGACUAGGAUAAUGCGACUGUCAUCCCGCAUUGAAUUGGCAUCUCUUCGCAAACUUGGGCCAGAGGACUCUGCUCUCUUUAGCGAGGACAGUGGUAUUGGGGCUGAGAGUGAAUCCCUUGCUGGAUCAGAAGGGCAUCAUAGGCGUGUGAGUUGUGAAUCUAGUGGAACCAACAGAACUACUCCAAUAAGUCAUUUGGCAUACACCUCAGCAGGAGUGGCAAGGAAAAAACAGGCGUGUCAAAUAAGUCCAAGUGCUUCCCUUACUUCACUGACCUCAUUAGCUUCUAUGUGCACAAUGAUGGCUAAUAUGCAAGGUGAAUCAUUACAAGGAUCCGUCUCCUUAGAUGAUGGUGAGGAAGAUGAUGAUGGAAAUAAAAUGGAUGGAGACAUUGGAAAUAGACACGAAGGGAUGAGAAAGCAAAUGACUUCUCCACCGUUAAAUUGUGAACAACGAAAACCAUUACGCUUACCCUCCAAACGUAUAGAGAAUCCUAAAAACAUAGAAAUGACCUUAAAAAUGAAAAAUGCUUUGAGUGGUAAAUUACAGUUUCUCCAAUCAACAAGCAUUGUUGCCAAAUCAAAGGUAGCAGGUAGUCCAAAAGCGGUGAGAGGACAAGUGACUGAUGAGGCGGGGCCAACUCUAAAAAGAUCUCAAACAACAGUUCGAAGAGCAGUAGUCAAAGCAACCCCAGUGGUGGAAGAGAGACGUUCCCGUUCUGUUGAAUCUUUGCGCAGCAAAUGUGACAAUCCCACUUUGCUUGAACUGGAAAAGUCUCAGAACAAAAUAAGUCAGAGGUUGCAAAAAAUAGCCAAAAGCAAGGACAGCGUAAAGCAAAACUCAAAAGCAACAAAAUCCAAACAAAGUCAUAGAACAUCACCAGCAGAGUCUCCGAGAAUAAAUCGUAAGCACCCAUCUUUGGAAAAGGAUGGCAAUCUACGAGACAAGGCAACACUUACAAAGCACAUCACCAAAUGUCAGGAAGCUGCCACCAGUAUAGAGGAAGACGAUAAGCCGAAAGAUCAGACAACAUUUAAGGGUCCUGUUAAAGCUACGCCACCUCCGAGUCCCCCUGUAUCACCAAGACCCUCUUCAAGUCUGUAUAAAGGCAGGAAUUCUGUCAGAAAACUCAUAGAUACUUUCAGUCAAGGAAUAGAAGAUAUGGACAGCUCUGAUGUUAUUGGACCACUUAGAGGUGUACGGAAGUGUGGUGUUCCAGUGUUGCCAGGUUUAGGAAAUGUCACAGCUUUUCUGAGCCCGGGGAAAACCAGUUGUAGACCUGAUAGACCACAAUGUGAGAACACUGAUUAUUUAGAUUUGGAUAGUCUUCCUCCACCCCCACUCGAAGUGUUAAUGGACAAUUCAUUUGAAAGUGCUGGUGUAACAGAUGCUGGAACAAUCAAACCUGUAAAAUCACCUAUGGCAAAAAGGACUGGACUGUCACAGCGACUACGGGCCUCAGGUCGAUCUGUAAUAGUGCUACCAAGCAAAGGUGGUGUGCCACAAUGUACAAAGGAAAUUUCCCCAGCUAAAGUAGAUCAAGUCAUAACAUUCCAGACAAAUGUCAGUCAACCAGAUGUUCAAGGUGAACUUGACCCAGUGAAGGAAAUAAAUUCUACUUUGUUGCUGCAAAUUAGAAAAAAUAGGUACCUUAAACACUCUUCCCACUCACAGUCGGAAAAAUCUUUAAAAAAUUAUGAAGUAACAAGUCAAUCUAUCAGUCAAAAAGAUUCAACAACUAUACAGGAGGAUGACAACCUCUUGAUGGCGGAAAUAAACUCAACAUUGUCUGAAGUGCCUCCCUCAUCGGCCGCCAGUAGUCAGUCACUUGCCACUCCAGCGCAGUCAAAGGGUCGAGUGUUGCCAUCCACGCCUUUGACUAAAAGGACUACUCAUCGAAGACUUCCUAGUCCCCACAGUUUCAAAAAGACACCAACACCGCCCUCUUCAGCCAGUCCCCCGGUUACCAGAAGACCUACCACUACACCAGAAGGUCACAAGAGACUUACCAGCUGGCCUGUUAUGAAGACUUUGAAUUCAAAUGUUUCCUCCGAAUACCCAUUCAAAGCACCAUCACCGCCUGCUUCACCAAAAGUUCAAAGAUGGUCAAGAGAAAACAGCACCGAAGACUCUACUCGGUUGAUCAGUAAUGCACGGUCUGUCUUUUGCCCAAUUUCUUCAUCCUUGUUUGAGGCCAAGCCUUGUACAGCUCCUCAAACGACUCAAGCCUGGACGUCUGCCGGAGGCUCUUCUCUAUCACAUACUUGUGGGAAUCGUGGCAGGUUUCCUAUGUAUGUCCCAGGCCCCCGACCUUUUAUCCAACGAAGCCAUUCAGAGAGAAGAUCAAGUUUAAACUUUCCACCUCAAUCCCCAGGCUUCUCAGUUGCUGAGACUUGUGGAAGUGAACCAGCUAUUUGCACACAGGGACUAGAUGAUGAACUACCUAGAGAAGAGGAAUCAUGGGGAAGCCAGUCCAGCCUCAGAUCAACUCCACUCUCUGCAUCCUACCCGGACUUGUGUGUUGUUGGACAGUCCUUGCACAGGGACUAAAUGGACCAAUGACCAGUGGACCACUGGGAUUAUGGAUUAACAGGUUUUAGAAAGGAUUUAAAGUGAUGAUUCACCACUGGUAAGAGAGGAGUCUUUCUAGCCACCUUGAGGUUCUACAACACAUGGACAAUGUCUGUAUGAGCAAAUGUGCAUUUCUACACAUUUAUACAUUUCAAGCAAAUGCAAAAAAAGCAGUCAUGUGCUGACAUAACCUGAUUUAUGAGUGUUUUCAAAGAAAACUACCACACACACUCAAAUUUGAUCAAAACGAGGUUGAUUGAUCAGCGGAUUCCUAAAAGCAACAACCUAUUUCAUAUAUUUUUGUAAUAAAGAUAUUAUUUUGGGCUACCAGACUUUCUGUUACUGUAACUGCAGGUUCCAGAAUCCGCUGAUUUUAUGACAGUUUUCUGUAUGUCAAAACACUGUAUAUAAUUAGUUUAUAACCAAUGAUUGUUAUUUUUUUAAUUUUCUGUUUGUCAAACCUCUUUUUGUACAGUGUAGUAAACUGUAAACAAACAAUGUUCCUUGCAUUUCAUAUUAAUUCGGUUGACUCCAUUCAUUAUAAAUAGGGAUGUCCGAUAAUGGCUUUUUGCCGAUAUCC